AUGUAUCUCAAAACCAUUGAUUUCACCUACUCGCUUCCGGCGCCUCUCCAAGAUUCUAUCUAUUUCGGCCCUCUCAAUUCUCAAGACAUGUCCGACUCAAAUACCUACACAUUGGGCCGAAUCGGGCAACAUUCGGUUGUGAUCGCUUGCCUCCCUACAGGACAAUAUGGCAACACCUCAGCCACCACGGUCGCCAAUAAUAUGCUCCGCACAUUCUCAAAAUCACUCCGCGUUGGGUUUAUAGUGGGUGUUGGAGGCGGGAUUACGUCGACUGCUCAUGAUAUACGACUUGGCGAUCUUGUGAUCAGUUGCCCGGGGGGGCUUGGGGGUUUGGUCCAAUAUGACAUGGGAAAAGUUGGCUCGGGUGGUGAAUUUCAUCGAACUGGGUCUUGGGUCUUUGAACAGUCCUCUUAG
Molecule: messenger RNA, 414 nt
Organism: Penicillium samsonianum
Lineage: Eukaryota; Fungi; Ascomycota; Eurotiomycetes; Eurotiales; Aspergillaceae
Exons: 2
Coding region: 1-414 (137 amino acids)
Biological process (GO): nucleoside metabolic process
Molecular function (GO): catalytic activity
Source: RefSeq, a predicted model, not a curated record